Messenger RNA from Conger conger (European conger), 3697 nucleotides. RefSeq names its product voltage-dependent T-type calcium channel subunit alpha-1H-like. The record is from RefSeq and is a predicted model, not a curated record. The transcript has a single exon. Lineage: Eukaryota; Metazoa; Chordata; Actinopteri; Anguilliformes; Congridae. Bases 1 to 441 code for a protein of 146 amino acids.
AUGAGCCCGCCCUGCAUCUCCGUAGACCCGCCCCUGGAGGCGGAGCUCUGUGCCCCGGCCCCGCCCCCGCCUCUCACAGAGAGGGCGACACUCCUGCGCAGGCGGACGCCGUCCUGCGACUCCGCCCACCAGCGCGACUCCCUGGAUCAGCAGGACCAGCAGCCCCUCAUCGAGCCCGCUGACGAGCGUCUGCCCGUCCCCCAGUUCUCCUUCGACCAAUCAGACCUCAGCUCCCUCAGCAGCAUGUCCGAGGUCCUGUCGGACAGCGACCAGUCCAUGCACUCCCUCGACGCCAGGCCGGAGGGCGGCGCCAAGGCCCAGCCAAUCAAGGACCUGGAGGGCGGAGUGCGGGCGGGGCUUCCUGUGGCUGCCAGCCCUCUGAGGAAGAGGGGCCUAAUGCGCGUCUCGUGCGAGUCGCACUCCAGCGACUCUGUGGUGUAGCCAGAGCGACGUGAGCCUCACGUGAGCCGCACCACGCAGAGCGGCCAUUUUGUGACCUCCCGCCCCUCGCGCCCCGAGGAGCAGCUCUGACGAAUUGCACCCCCAGCUUCCGGGAUCCAUCUGGGGAUAUGCAAAUUCAGGCUCUGGCUUGGCCCUCGGGGACAUCCGUCCGCGGCUCAAUCACAUUGAUUUGGGCUGAGGGUACGGACGGGCCGGGCGGUGUUUUAACUUUAACUUGGACCUUUCUUUAUUUACAGUCGUCCAGGCUCUGUACUGCGCGGACACAGGGCAGACUGUGCAUUUAGCGCAUGAAAUGUGUACAUAUUCUGUACAUCUUGUAGUGUAAAUAGAGGGCAAUAUUGUACCAGUGAAAGAAAAUGGUUGUAUUCAUAUACACAUAUUUUUCUAGAGAUCUCUAAUCUUUUUGCACAUAUGAAUUUGAAUUUCAAAUUGAACGGUGUUUGGUUGUCCUGUUGUGAAUGUACAGGGUUUUUUUUUGUUGGUUUUUUUUGGUUUUUGAAUGGCAGUUUGACCAAUAGUAGCCUGCUGUGACCUACUGAUACACACUGAAAUUUAUUUUUAUUUUUUUACCUGGUGGAGAGCGAUGGAACCAUAUAUAUAUAUAUAUAAAUAUAUAUAUAUAUAUAUAUACCAUUAUAUUUUCCUCUGAGAACCAAACUAAAAUCCUGUGAUCUGAGUGCAAUAAUUGAAGUUCAGUUUGAAUUUAAUACAAAAAAACGUUUGUGUUAAGAGGACAAUAUGAUUCAUGUACUUAUUGUAAAGUUGUUGAAAUUAUGACAUAUUUAAAAGAACUGAUAUUAUUACAAAAGUUCUUGCAUUUAUAUGAUAAAUAUUAUUCCUUAUGUCCCACUCUUAUGUAGCUACUCUGAAAGCAGUUGUAUGUUAGUGUCUAUAGCUCUUAUUCAUGUGCACAUAAACGCUGAACUGAUCCUUAUUGCAGAUGUCCUUCACGUGACCCCUGUUCCUCAAAUCAUGGCCCUCGACGGCCAAGAUCUGCUGGUUUUCCACCCUCCCGUGACCUGAGUCAGGUGUGAAGCCCUUCUGGCCAAUCAGUAGCGCUAAUUAUUCAGUUAAUUACCUGGGAGGAAUGAAAAUCAGGGCCGAAUUUGGAUUUCAGGGCCAGAUUUGAGGGUCCCUGCCCUACACCAUUCUCAGGGUCCUCUCAUCGUGCAGAGAGAGACAUCCUCCAUAUCUUUAAUUACACUUUCCUUCUCAAAUCUCAGAUGGGCACCGUGUGACUGUCGCGUUGCAUAAACCAAGAGGGCGCAAAGCGAGACUAAAAGAUCAUUGUGUUUUAUGCCGGCUCUGCUGCAUUCAGUACAAUAGCAAUCAUUUUAAGGGUGAAUGAUGAUGAUGAUGAUGUUGGAAGGAAAACUGGUCCCUCUUUUCACCAAAGCUACUUGAUUUUGAGUUUCAGCCUUUAUAUGCUGCCUUUAGAUUGGUGACUUUUUGACUAGGGUCAGAGGUUGCCAUUUUCUGUUUUAAUCAGGUCAUAUUGCACAAUACUGUACUAUUUUCUCUGUGAAGGAAAGUAAGAUUUUGCCAAUGUUGCAUACAAACAUUAAAUAUCCCUCUCCUGCUUCUUAUGCAGUAUCUAUUCAUUACAUGACAUUAGGUCAUCGCUUAAACAGAAGGAUUUAUUGUAUAGAAACAGUGAAUGUGAAAUAUUUAUAAUGAGGCCGUGUAGCUCUGGAUUGUGAAGGAACUUUCAAAUGACUGACUGUACUUUUGACCUACAACAGGCUUUAAGAUAUACGAUGGGCAUAAACAGAGCUUUUUAUGCAGAAACCUUUUUAAUAGCUUGCUUUGUUAAGCUUGUCACUACUUUCUUUUACAACAGAAGAUGAAGAGAUUUCUCUGGAUAUAAUAACCUUGACAAAUGUCCAUAAUAAUAUCAGUAAUUUACCCUAGAUGAAUACACAGAAGAAACGAUGGGAAAAUUAUGAAAAAACAUUAUUAAAAAUGCAUUUUAUCUCCACAUGAAGCAGUUAUUUAUUGAUUAAAGUUAUUAUUGAUUAAAUGUUUGUCUUGGGUGAGCCAGCUGAAACAGGUUGUCUGAACUGGUUUUCUUCAAAAGCUUUAGAACUCUUGGGGCCUGAAGCAUAAAGAUUCGCCUGGAGAUUUGUGAAUAAAUUCUGUAUGCCGACGACCGAGGAUCCAGCCCCAGCCACCUGCUAUUGCUUUCAGGACUCACUGCAUGAUCAAUGUGAUUUGGUGAACUCACUGCAUGCCUUGGGGGGGUCCUCACUCUGGUCUCAGGAACACUUUCAAAUGCACCAAGCAUGCUGUGGACUCCAGUAGAGCUUCAUUCUUUUUGUCUCUGAAAUCCUUUCUUUCUUUUUCUUUUUUUUGCAAUAGUGCUUAAUUAUUUGUCAUGCUUAAAAUAUAGCCAUAUUUACGGAGUAUGGAAGGAUGUGGGUGUUAAAAGGGAAGAAUGCAUUCGUGUUUUACCUAAGAAAUGGUGAGGAGAUAUGGGUUCAUAAAGAGUAAAGCUCCUGUGGUACCCGAUGGUGGUCGUGUGUCGGGUUGUGCAUUUUAUCACCGCAUCGGAUGGAAAGGUCAACAUGCAAGGACAGUUUGAAAUGUCUCAGAUCUGAUCUUUUCUGUUUUCACACCAAAAGUAACCAUGUUGAACAGAAUCAAAGGCAUUUCAAAUGACAUCUUUAUGCGAGUGCUGGUUUCUACAGGACUCCCCUUCACACCGUCAGAUCUACCUUGAUUGACAGACCCAAAUUGUGGCUGGUUUAUAAUCAGCGCUGCUUGCAUGAACAACUUAAGAUAGAACUUCUGCCACUUGAUCCACCUGACACAAGAACCAAACAAUCUUACAUUUUAUGUGUGAUUAUCCACUUUACACAAUGAUUGAUAAUACAUUGUUAUCAGAUUAUAGUUACAGUAUUGGCAUUGUGUGUCUUAGUACAAACAUUACUUAUUAUGCCAGUCAUAAUUAUACAAGUAAUGAUGCAUUUUUAUUAUUCUUUACUACUGUAUGUAAAAUACUUACUAGCUUUAAAACACAUUAAAAUGUGUCAUUUGGAGUUGACGGUCCCUUUCAAAUGUCUGAUAGGACAGAGUUUAGGAUGUUCAGUGAUGCAACAGAAGCUUCUGACAGUUGAUGCUGACUGGUGCAUUUCUUUCACAUUAGACUCCCGUACCUGAUCUCAUUGUGCAAUUCAACAUGUACGUUUUCCUGUAUUUUACCUUCAAAUUAAAUUAUUGACUCAUUCUGAACAAA